GGUUGCAUGACCGCUAAAAUUACUUACUUGGGGGCCUGCAGUGGUGUUUGACUGGGUAUUGCUGCCUGGUUCUGAAUGAUGUCAGAACAGGAUUUGGCAGAUGUUGUUCAGAUUGCUGUUGAAGACUUGACUCCAGAUAACCCAGUUGUGUUGGAGAACCAUGAAGUGACAGAUGAUGAUGUAGAGCCUGCUCUAAAACGUCAUCGUAUAGAAAUUAACUGCCAGGACCCCUCUAUUAAGUCAUUCCUGUAUUCCAUUAAUCAGACAAUAUGCCUGCGGUUGGAUAGCAUUGAGGCAAAGUUGCUGGCGCUGGAGGCUACCUGUAAAUCAUUGGAAGAGAAGUUGGAUCUUGUCAUGAACAAACAGCAUAGCCCCAUCCAAGUCCCCAUGGUGGCAGGUUCUCCUCUUGGCGCUACACAGACGUGCAAUAAAGUACGAUGUGUUGUCCCUCAGACUACAGUAAUACUGAACAACGACCGGCAGAAUUCAAUUGUAGCCAAGAUGGUUGGGCAGGAAGAGCCAUUGAGCAGAGCAGCGGAUUCUCUGGAGAAUAUCCUUAGCAAUGCUGUUCCUGGACGUAGGCAGAACACCAUAGUGGUGAAAGUUCCAGGGCAUGAUGACAGUCACAAUGAAGACGGAGAGAGUGGCUCUGAGGCCAGUGACUCAGUUUCCAACAGCGGACAAUUAGGAAGCCAAAGUAUUGGGAACAAUGUCACGCUUAUUACGCUGAACUCUGAAGAGGAUUACCCCAAUGGGACAUGGCUCGGAGAUGAAAAUAACCCUGAGAUGCGGGUCCGUUGCCCCAUCACCCCUGCUGAUAUGCUGCACAUCAGCACAAACUGCCGCACAGCUGAGAAGAUGGCACUGACGCUGCUUGACUAUCUCUUCCAUCGGGAAAUCCAAGCCAUCUCCAACCUUUCAGGCCAAGGGAAGCAUGGGAAGAAGCAACUUGAUCCUCUCAUGAUUUAUGGAAUUCGCUGUCACCUAUUUUAUAAAUUUGGAAUCUCAGAAUCUGACUGGUAUCGAAUCAAGCAAAGCAUAGACUCCAAAUGCCGAACAGCUUGGAGACGGAAACAGCGAGGCCAGAGUCUUGCCGUGAAAAGCUUUUCAAGGCGAACACCGUCGUCGUCGUCUUACAGUGGUUCAGAUGGUUCACAGAGUUCAGUUUCAGCUUCAAAUGAAGUCCAUCAGAACCAGCCCCAGGCACUACACUAUGCACUAGCCAAUGCUCAGCAGGUUCAGAUCCACCAGAUAGGAGAAGAUGGACAAGUCCAAGUAGGCCAUCUCCACAUAGCCCAGGUUCCUCAAGGCGAACAAGUCCAAAUCACGCAGGACAGUGAGGGAAACCUGCAGAUACAUCAAGUUCAUGUGGGUCAAGAUGGGCAG
This is a messenger RNA of Eurypyga helias (sunbittern), 1386 nucleotides long. RefSeq names its product BTG3 associated nuclear protein (gene BANP). The transcript is spliced from 10 exons. Gene Ontology annotation, biological process: protein localization to nucleus; negative regulation of protein catabolic process. Gene Ontology annotation, molecular function: DNA binding. The annotation marks the transcript as partial. The record is from RefSeq and is a predicted model, not a curated record. NCBI's taxonomy places the organism in Eukaryota, Metazoa, Chordata, Aves, Eurypygiformes, Eurypygidae.